GUUUAUAAUGUAAAGGAAAUAUCACCUAAAAUAUGAGCAAUUUCACGCAUCCACGUCCUUAAAUUUAUUGGCAAAAUAUUGCUAUUACAUUUCUGUCAAUCGAGAGGGGUGAUCGUAGGACAGUGGACUUAUACUUGUGAUCGAUGUUCCUUCCGCCUUGUUGAUACAGCUCAUGUCGUCGUCGGGUUGCAAAUUGUCUGGAUUGGUGCGGUUUGUGUCGCGAUGGGCUUGACUCAAUCGCUGUUCUGAGAUGGAAGAUGAACAUGACCAGAUCAAAGUUACUGAGAGGCCCUCUAUUAAAAGGGUAACAAGUGAGACUUACAACAAUAAUAACACUUCUGGUUACGUCAGUGACUCCAGCGACAAUAAUGAUGUCAUCGUCGAUACAGAAGUUUCUGAAUCUGUGGCUUCACAGAGAAGUGUUUCAACCAAUUUGUCGAGCCAGUUCUCUGGUUUGACAGCAGGAGGGUCAAAAAGCGGUAAAUGUGAUGAUAGCGUCGAUGCAGAUAUUUCAAAAGCCGCAGUCCCAGAGAGAAGUAUUUUGGAUGAUUUAUGGAACCAGCUCUUUAGUUUACCAGCAGGAGAGUCACAAGCGCCACAUCAUGAAACCAUCUCAUUGCUGGAGCAGCCUCCUGAUAAAAAAACAUCCAGUGACUCAAAAGGCUUACCUAAACUUCCUUCUCCGCCGAAACACUCUCCUAUAUAUGACGAAGAGUACAAGUCAGCUUCGGCUAUCGAAAUAGAUGCCAUUGAUUCAAUGUCGCCGCCGUCGCGCCUUUGUUCCAACAGUUAUUUGAGUAGUCGAGCGUCAUUCAGUCUUCCUUCCAUGCUUCAAGACGAUGACGAAGUGAAAAUUCUCUGGCCGCUUAAGGUAUAAUUUGGGUUCUGAGAAUUUGUUGUUAAACACUAAGGGCUAAGCCUGUUGUUCGCAUUUUGAAUAAGUUUCUGGGCUAGGUCUAGUUAAGCCCCUUUCAGCGAAGUGAUCUUAAAGGUUGAUAAUUAUAAGAUUCCUCCUGAAUUGAUCACAUGAAGGGAGCGAAUCACAAGUACUCCAGGGACCCCCCUUCCCUAUUAUUUUCCCCUGGUAAAAUAAUGAAGCUCAGCUAUUUACAGUGAUGUUAUGUUUCCGUGCAUGUGCAUUCAGUAUAUCAUGAUCAAAGCAUAUUUUUAAGAGAGAAACUUUCAAUAUAACUCCGGCCAUCAUUUGCUUUGGUUUAUAGGAGGAAUUCUCCCUCAGUGAUCAAUGUAAAUUUGAGGAGGGUGAUGAUUAUCAGCUUGCUACCGUAGACGUAAAAGCAGGAGCAUACGGAAAAUGCUUCCUUGCCACUGUUCGAGGAGUUGAUAACGAGGAAGAAAGGGUUGUUUGUGUCAAAAAGGUAAUGCCAAAGUCUAUAGAAACAUCAGCUCUGUGAAAUGAAACUCAGUUAAAUGUAAGGGUCAUCAUUAGCUAGUUGGGAAAGAAAAUGAUCAUGGGCAUCAAUUUAUUCUUAGGAGAGAGAGCUAAGCCCUAAUUUCUUUCGGUGCCCUAACUUAAUAUUGUCCAUUCAUCAGUGUAAGUCCCUGAAAUCAGCUCGUUUAAGGGUAAAGUAAAUCUCAAUGUACUGUUUAUUUUUUAUGUUGUUUAUCCCACUGAUGUUUUGUUUUGUUCAUUUAUUGCAAGUGUAAAUACGAGGUGAAUGAACUUCUGGCCCUCAGUCUUGCAAGGAAGAAUGAGAUUGCAGAAAUUGUUGAGUUUUACGGUGCUACAGUCAAAGGAAAAAAUGUCUGCAUUUUUAUGGAGUAUAUGGCAGGUAAAAAAAACAUGGCUAACUCAGUCAAGCUUUCUCUCGUGUUCCGUAAUAAUUAACACAUUAUUUAACAGUAGAAACUCGAGAGAGUCUGAGUGACUCAACUACUGCCAGACCAGAUCUUUUUCCGAGAAUAGCAUGGCCAAUAGAAACCUCAAUCUAAGGCUCUCAGUGAAUAAAAGCUGCCACAGUUCUAGUUUGCUACUACUGAUACAGGAGUUGCCUGCACGAAACUGGCGAAUACGAUUGCAAGAAACGAGCUGUCAAUUCUAAAUACAUGUAAAAUCUUUGUCAUCUUCGUCUGAUUUGGUCCUGACUACGGACUGUAUUACAAUUAAAUCCAUGUGAGAUUAUUGAUCGACUGAUUUAAAAAUUCUGUUUAAUGAAACAUAUUUAUGGACGCAGCAGUGGGACUGCACUCUUAGUCCUUAAAUUUUUGGAAGAACGUCAUCAUGGUGUUGUUUAAAAAUUUCAGGAUAGAUCUCCUAGCCCUUUUCUAAAAUUCUACUUCCGUUUCUUAAUAGGCGGAACCAUUGCUGAGCUGAUAUGA
Pocillopora meandrina is the source of this 2337-nucleotide messenger RNA. The record is from the annotation of a GenBank genome assembly. Lineage: Eukaryota; Metazoa; Cnidaria; Anthozoa; Scleractinia; Pocilloporidae.